Molecule: messenger RNA, 307 nt
Organism: Staurois parvus
Lineage: Eukaryota; Metazoa; Chordata; Amphibia; Anura; Ranidae
Source: the annotation of a GenBank genome assembly
UGCACUCUCCCAAGAGAAAAAACAAACAAACUGUCUAGCAAUACACACCAAACUGAACAUGUGCAGAGUGUGUCCACAUAAUAUAUUUUAUCAGGAGAUAAGAGGGGGACACUGGAAGAAGGGGAGGAUCAGAGAAUACAGGAUUAAUCAGCCUUUUUACACAAUGCAGAGGAUUAACCCCUUAGGUUCCACAGUUAGUAUAACAAGCAUGCUUUACUGCCUAGGGGAGGACUGACAACUCAUGGGGCCCCCGGGCAAUAGGGGAUCAUGGGGCCCCUGUGUCCUUGCCCAAACUCAAAAAACCUAU